Maniola jurtina (meadow brown) is the source of this 1724-nucleotide messenger RNA. RefSeq names its product terminal uridylyltransferase Tailor-like. Gene Ontology annotation, molecular function: RNA uridylyltransferase activity. Lineage: Eukaryota; Metazoa; Arthropoda; Insecta; Lepidoptera; Nymphalidae. The transcript has 3 exons. The record is from RefSeq and is a predicted model, not a curated record. Bases 149 to 1384 code for a protein of 411 amino acids.
UGGUGUAAAUCUGUGGGGUGUAAAAUAUUUGUUUACCUACCUAUAUUUUUAGAAUUUAGGCUAUAUUUUAAUUUUUAGUGAUAUUUAAGUGAUUUUUUAUACUAAGUACCUAGGCAUUGAGAGAAGAAAAAAACUUGAAAACUAAAUCAUGGAUUCAGAAGAUGAUGUACUGGACACAUCUAGAUUAAAAUUUUCUGGAGACUUUGAUGAACAAGUCCAAGAGGUGAUGGAACACAUUCGCCUGCAGAGGGAGGAAGUGGAAGGAUUUAAUAGUCUUAUAACAGAUCUAUACCAUGUGCUCAGUCCAGUCUGGAAAGAUAUCCAAGUCCUAGCAUUUGGAUCCAUAGUGACGGGACUGGGGCUCAGAACCAGUGACGUAGACUGUUACAUACAACUGCCACCCUGGCUGCACCCGCCAGAAAAGUCCUUCGUCAUCAAAGCCAAGAAAAUUUUGAUGCAACAUCAACAUCUAUUCCAGAACGCUUUCGCAAUAGUACACGCCAAAGUGCCCAUAGUGCAGGUCUUCCACGUGCCUACUCAGGUGUACUGCGACCUGAGCUUCAACAGUCCAGCCGGUGUAGCCAACAGUAAGCUACUCACAUAUCUAUUAAACUCCAACAAAAAGGCCUUAUAUCUGGCAAUACUCAUCAAAUACUGGUCCAAAAUUCACCACUUAACAGGCACGAACCUCAUGUCCAGCUACUCUCUGACCUUGCUGGUCAUAUUCUUCCUCCAACAAAUCAAUAUGAUACAUCCCGUAAUGGACCUCCAGGAAAAUGUUGAAGAAAGCUACAUCGACGAGUGGAAUUCUGCCUUCAGCACACCAGAACAGUCGAAUAAGGAUGAUAAAUCAAUGUAUAAACUUUUAGGUGAAUUCUUCAAGUACUAUAAGACUUUCGAGUUUGAUAAGUAUAUAGUCUCUCUGUAUUUAGGUAGGCCGGUAGCUAGAGAACUUUUUACGAAAGUGGAAACUGUGCCAUCGAAUUUCGUACGGUACAAAACAAACGUAGGCGUCAAAAACUUGAAACCGUUAAGACUGGACACUGUGAUGUGCAUCCAAGAUCCUUUCCAGCACAACCGCAACUGCGCACUGGCUGUGUACGCCAAGUUAGGGCAGACAAUCUCAGCACAGAUACAAAGAGCUGUAUCUAUUUACGAAAACGAUAGCGAAAGGAUUUUUUUGAAGAAACUUUUGACUGAAACACCUGAUCACAGUCCCCUUGCCAAGAAAAAGAAGAAGAACCGCCCUCCACUGAACGGCGUGAAGAAGAAUUAUAGGCACAAUGAAAAGUUGAGGAAUGUCCAACAAAACUUUAGGCAGAAUUAUCAUUAUAGGGGCAGGAAUCAGGGUAACUGGAGGGGCGAGAGGAGAAAUAUCCACUAAGUGGUGUAGAAACCGUUAAAAAGCUGUUAACUCCAAAAAGUAGUUUUUGAGUUAUCACCAAAAAAACGUGGUAAUUUUUAAAAACAAAUGUUUCUAAAAAAUUUGGUACAUAGAGUCAAACUAAAAACCUUUGUCCUAUGUAGCAUUACUUUUUAAAAACAUCCUUUUUUAACAAUUCACACGUUUUUUGGUGAUAAGUCUAAAACUUUUUGCAUUUAACCACUUUUUAAAAAAAACUGCAGAAAGGUUGAUACACUGCAACAUUGGGUUUUUAACUCAGCCCAUAUACUAUGCGUUUCAAAUGUGAAAGCCACUGGCUCGGUGCUUUGUAACUCUUGUG